Messenger RNA from Atta colombica, 878 nucleotides. RefSeq names its product circadian clock-controlled protein (gene Jhbp3). NCBI's taxonomy places the organism in Eukaryota, Metazoa, Arthropoda, Insecta, Hymenoptera, Formicidae. The coding region runs from base 119 to 865 and encodes 248 amino acids. The transcript has 4 exons. The record is from RefSeq and is a predicted model, not a curated record.
UUCUCGAACCACCUGUCACCGUAGUUCAGCAACCCCAUUGUCGAAUCUUGCACCCAGGCCUUUGCCAGAAGACAAUUUUGUUGAGCUUUCUGUCUGCUCAUUUUCCAUUUUUUGAAAAAUGGCAUCAGCGAAGGCAACAUUUACGAUCCUCUUGACUGUGGCGACGAUCGGCGUGAUAUCUUCACGAGAUAUACCCGAAUUCCUGCAUAUUUGUCAAACGCACGAUCCGCAUUACGAGACAUGUGUCACUGAGAGUAUAGAGUAUUUGAAACCAUAUCUUAAAACAGGUGUACCGGAAUAUAAUAUUCCAUCGUUGGAACCUCUCAUACUAAAAAAAAUAACGUUUAUACCAACAAGUAAUUUACGAUUAGAGGCAUCUGAUGUUGAGACAAAGGGUGCCAGUAACUUUAUAAUUAAAAAAGUGAAAAUCGACUUCAACACUUUGAUCGUCUUGGUAGAUGUGGAAUUGCCAAAUAUUCAAGUUGAAGGGACAUAUGGUAUGGAUGGCAAGUUACUGUUACUUCCGAUUCGUGGAUCCGGCCCGAUUCACGGCAAUUUCUCAAAUUGCAUAGGCGCCUGCAAAAUACAAAUUGAGAAAUACCUUGAGAAUGGCGAAGAGAAAAUGCGCAUCACGGACUUCAAAUUGAAAAUCUCAGUAGACAAGGGUAUAAUAAAGCUAGAUAAUUUAUUUGGUGGUGAACAAGUCCUUGGAGAUGUCAUCAAUUUGGCUAUCAACAACAAUUUCGAUCUCUUCCUGAAGGAGCUUUCGCCGCUUGUGGAAAAAGCAUUAUCUGACUCAUUCCAGAAUAUUGCUAGUAGUAUUAUUCAACAAUUUACAUUCGUCCAACUCUUCCCCGGUGCAUAGAUCAAUUGGUGGU